This is a messenger RNA of Ogataea philodendri, 2022 nucleotides long. RefSeq lists its product as uncharacterized. Gene Ontology annotation, molecular function: AMP binding; acetyl-CoA synthetase activity. The coding region runs from base 1 to 2022 and encodes 673 amino acids. The record is from RefSeq and is a predicted model, not a curated record. Gene Ontology annotation, cellular component: cytosol. Lineage: Eukaryota; Fungi; Ascomycota; Pichiomycetes; Pichiales; Pichiaceae. The transcript has a single exon.
AUGACCCAAGAACAGGUUCACUCAGUGGUUCAUGAGGCCAACAAUGUCAAAGCGCGGCCUACACCACAAUCGUUUUUCGACAAACAGCCUUCCAAGUCGAUUUCCUCUCUAGAUGACUACAAAACUCUGUACAAGCAGUCGAUCGAAGACCCGGAGGGUUUUUUUGGACCUCUUGCCAAACAGCACCUGGACUGGGACAAGGAGUUCAAGCACGUUAAGACUGGAUCGUUGGCCAAUGGUGACUCUGCCUGGUUUGUUGGUGGAGAACUGAACGCGAGCUACAACUGUGUUGAUAGACAUGCCUUUGCCAACCCUGACAAGACUGCCAUCAUUUUCGAGGCAGAUGACGAGCAAGAGAGCACCACUCUCACUUACGGUGAGUUGCUGAACAAGGUCUCCCAGGUUGCUGGUGUUUUGAAGAGCUGGGGAAUCAAAAAAGGUGAUACUGUGGCUAUUUAUCUCCCAAUGACCCCCGAAGCAUUGAUCGCCAUGUUGGCCGUUGUUCGUCUUGGAGCUAUCCAUUCUGUCAUCUUUGCAGGUUUCUCUGCAGGUUCGAUCAAGGACAGAGUCAGCGACGCUGGAUGUAAGGCCGUGAUCACCUGCGAUCAGGGUAAAAGAGGUGGCAAGACCAUCAACACCAAGAAGAUCGUGGACGAAGGUCUGAAAGACUGUCCUACCGUUGAGAAGGUGCUUGUCUACAAGAGAACUGGUGCUGACGUGUCAAUGACCGAAGGAAAGGACUUUUACUGGGACGAGGAAUGCGACAAAUUCCCUAAAUACUGUCCCCCAGUGCCAGUGAACGCCGAAGACCCACUUUUCAUGCUCUACACCUCCGGAUCCACGGGUGCUCCAAAAGGUGUUGUCCACUGCACGGGCGGGUUCCUGUUGGGUGCUUUCCUCACCACUAAGUAUGUGUUUGACGUGCAACCAGAAGACGUCCUCUUCACUGCGGGAGACGUUGGUUGGAUUACAGGUCACUCUUAUGCCCUCUACGGUCCAUUGGCUAUUGGCUGCGCUACCAUCGUCUUUGAAGGUACUCCAGCUUACCCAGACUACGGCCGUUUCUGGAAGAUCGUUGAGAAACACCGUGCAACCCACUUCUACGUUGCACCAACUGCAUUGAGACUGCUCAAGAAAUCCGGAGAGGCAGAGAUCGAGAAGUACGAUUUGAGCUCCUUGCGUACUUUGGGUUCUGUCGGAGAACCAAUUGCUGCCGAGAUCUGGGAUUGGUACGAUCAGAAGAUCGGAAAGAGCUUGUGUCACAUUUCUGACACUUACUGGCAAACCGAGUCUGGCUCCCACUUGAUUGCUCCUUUGGCUGGUGCUAUUCCUACCAAGCCAGGUGCAGCCACUUUGCCAUUCUUCGGAAUUGAUGCUGUCAUCAUUGACCCUGUCACUGGAAAGGUGCUUGAAGGAAACGAUGUUGAAGGUGUGUUGGCUGUCAGAUCCAGUUGGCCAUCCAUGGCUAGAACCGUGUACAAAAACCACCACCGUUACAUCGAUACUUACCUGAAGCCAUACCCAGGUUUCUACUUCACAGGAGACGGUGCUGGUAGAGAUCACGACGGUUACUACUGGAUCAGAGGUAGAGUUGACGAUGUGGUCAACGUUUCUGGUCACAGACUGUCGACUUCGGAGAUCGAGUCUGUUCUGCUUGAAAACGAGCACGUGAGUGAAUCUGCUGUUGUUGGUAUCAACGAUGAUCUUACUGGUCAAGCCGUUAUCGCAUUUGUUCAAUUACAGAACGAGUCCGAGACCAACGACGCUGAGGCCUUGACUGCUUUGAGAAGAUCCCUUGUUUUGCAUGUGAGAGGAAUCAUUGGACCAUUUGCUGCUCCUAAGAGCAUCAUUGUGGUUCCAGACUUGCCAAAGACUCGUUCUGGUAAGAUCAUGAGAAGAGUCUUGCGUAAAGUCUGCUCUGGAGAAGCCAAGGGUCUUGGUGACAUGAGCACUCUGUCGAACCCACAAUCUGUUGAGACCAUCAUCAAGAACGUGGAGGAGCAGUUUGGCGUGAAGAAUUGA